UCACUCGAAGUGUCAAAGACAGAUGAUGACAUUUAUGCCUCUGAGCUUUUACCAAAGGAGAGUUCUGGACCAGUGUCUCUGUCUGUCAGAAGGGCAAAGCAGUUGAUUUCCUUGUAUACAAUGGCCCACAAUCCAAACAUGACCCAUCUGAAGAUCCAUGACCUGGUUGUGCUGCCGCCCCUCUGGAUAAAGUGUGAUGCUUCUGAUCCUGAACGUACUUGUUGGCUUGGAGCUGAGCCUCUCAAAGCCGGAAAGAAAAUCACAGGGAUCACUUUACAUAUGGUUACAUAUGAUGGUCCUACAGCUGACAAAACCCAUUUUGCAAACCUGGAGGAGCUCAAAACAGAACAUAAAAUGAGACAUCAUUCAUCUGUUGUAACAACAAAAGGAUUUGCUCAGUAUGAACUUAUCAGAGCUGCCGCAAUAGAGGACACAAUUUUAGAAUCUGUAAGCAAUAUUUAUGUUGAUCUUACCUGGAAUACUGUGAAUAAGAUUCUGGAGACACCCCCACUGAUUUCAGCUGCCACACUGAACAUCACCCUGGAGCCUGGGGACCCCAGGAGCCCUGUGUAUCAGGUGUACAGAGAACUGCAGUUUCUCCUUGCCUUGGCUGAUGGUUUGAAGACAGGUGUGACUGAAUGGCCUGAACCACUGGAGUCUGAACCAGCUGUUGAUGUGAUCCAGCAAUUUCUGACUGAUUUAAAGAAGAAGCUUGAGGGAUAUUGUGUGUCUGGAAACCAGAGUGGAACACAGAAAAUCAAAUGUGACACUGCUGCAGUGGACAGUUCAAUCACAUCAGCCUUCACUGAGCGAGGAGACCUGGACUUCGCUGAACAAUUGUGGUGCAAAAUGAGAAGUGUCAGUUCCUAUCAGGAGUUGGUAGAGUGUUUCACACUGAUCAUAAAAUCCCUGGAACAUGGGGAGAUACAGCCCUGGAUUCAUAGGGGAAGCAGCAGUUUGCUAAGUAAACUCAUUCAACAGUCUUACCAUGGGAAGGUAGAGGUUGUUUCCCUCACUGGCACCACUCCAAUUCAGAUGCUCUUGGAGAUUGGUUUGGAUAAGAUGAAGAAGGAUUAUGUCAACUUUUUCAUAGGCCAGGAGCUUGCAACCCUAACCUGCUUGGAUUACUUCAUUUCCACGUCAGUAGAUCUACAAGAGCAAGUUCAUCGUGUUCAAAAGCUUCACCACAUGCUGGAGAUAAUGGUCAGCUGUACAGUCUUGCUUCAGUUUAAACAUGAGAACCUCUUCCCUUUGACACAAAUUUGCAUGAAGUAUUACAAGGAAAACCCUCUAAAUGAGAAGCAUGUGUUUCAACUGCCCAUCAGACCAGCUCUUGUCACAAAAUUCUGCCAAAAUGAUCACCCAGAAAUAUGGAAGGUGGAAAUAAGUAGUGGACAUGGACCAAAGGAGGUUAAAACAACAUGGCAAGUUAGUAGUAAUUCUCCAGUUGACCAUAUGACAUCAGACAGUACAGGUCUCUUUUCUGACUCCACAGUUAAUGGAAGCAGUGAAGAAAGGCAGUAUUUUACUACAAUGGCUCGGUGCAGUCAGGUGCAUUUCAUAUAAAGGCAUGUAGCCCUGCAGGCAGGCACUGGAAAGGUACAGUAAAGGGAAAGCUCAGUUCUAUCUAUGUCCCACCAGUACAUUUAGAAAUAUUCUGAGUUGAAGAAGAGUACAUCAGAGAGAGUUCUUUGGCUUUAGUGUGCUUGGAUUGUGACAUACAUGGCCGUAAUUCAUCUGUACCCAUCUAGUUUGCUUAGAAAUGUGCAAUUCUGAAUGUCUAAUUUAUUAUGCAAUAAUAGAUUUUUUUGUUGUUGUUGUUCAUAUAUUUACAAAUAGUCAAUAAAG
Dryobates pubescens (Downy woodpecker) is the source of this 1848-nucleotide messenger RNA. It is a transcript of the gene ZWILCH, whose product is annotated as zwilch kinetochore protein. NCBI's taxonomy places the organism in Eukaryota, Metazoa, Chordata, Aves, Piciformes, Picidae. The coding region runs from base 121 to 1566 and encodes 481 amino acids. Gene Ontology annotation, biological process: protein localization to kinetochore; mitotic spindle assembly checkpoint signaling. The transcript is spliced from 15 exons. Gene Ontology annotation, cellular component: RZZ complex. The record is from RefSeq and is a predicted model, not a curated record.